AUGGCGGGAACACUGAAAGAGCAGCUAGAUUCAAUCACGCCGGCUUUGAGGGAAAUGAGAUUGAGGAAAGAAGAAAGGGUGAAUCAGUUCCGAACUGUACAAGGGCAAAUUCAGAAAAUUUCUGCAGAAAUAGCAGGUCAAUCAGAAUCAGAAUAUGAUGACUUAUCAUCAGAUAUCAUGGUGAAUGAGAAUGAUCUAUCCUUGAAGAAACUAGAAGAGUAUCAGACAGAGCUACAAAGACUCCGCAACGAGAAGAAUGAAAGGCUCAUGAGGGUGGAACAAUAUAUAGAUGCAGUCCACAAAUUGUCUUCAAUAUUAGGAACAGACUCCUCCAUGGUCAUCACCAAGGUUCAUCCAAGCUUAAAUGACUUAUGUGGGAUAACCAAAAACAUAAGCAACAGUAUUUUGGCUAAGCUUAACAGCACGGUGGAAUCUCUUGACGAAGAAAAGCAAAAACGACUUGAUAAGCUUCACCAUCUUGGCAAAGCAUUGACAAACUUAUGGAAUCUCAUGGACACACCCUAUAAAGAUCGUCAAUCGUUUUCCCAUGUUACUGGCUUAUUAUCACUCUCAUCAGCAGAAGUAUCAGAUCCAGGAAGCCUAACCCUAAACAUAAUCCAGCAGGCUGAAGCUGAAGUCAGGAGAUUGGAUCACUUAAAAGCAAGCAAGAUGAAAGAACUAUUUUUCAAGAAACAGAAUGAGCUCAAGGAGAUAUGCAAUAAAUCACACAUGGAGAUUCCUUUGCAGUCAGAGAUUGAUAAUCUAAUUAACCUCAUUAACUCUGGGGAGAUUGACCAUGCAGAUCUUCUCAUGAGCAUGGAUCAACAGAUAUCAAGAGCAAAAGAAGAAGCUUCUAGCAGAAUGACUAUCAUGGAAAAGGUGGAAAAGUGGAUGCUAGCACGUGAUGAGGAGCGUUGGUUGGAAGAAUACAGCAGAGAUGAGAACCGGUACUCGGUCAGCAGAGGUGCACACAAGAACCUGAGACGUGCAGAACGCGCCCGAGUAUUAGUCAACAAAAUCCCAGCUUUGGUGGAUUUGCUAAUAGCAAAUACUAAGAGUUGGGAAGACGAAAGAAAGAAAACUUUCUUGUAUGAUGAGGUACCUCUCCUAGCAAUGUUGGAAGAGUAUAAUGUGCUAAGGCAGGAAAAGGAGGAGGAUAAGCAAAGACAAAGGGAAAUGAAGAAGGUCCAAAGCCAAGUAGCAGUUGAGCAAGAAAACUUGUUUAUUACCAGGCCAAGCACCAGUGCAAGGCGAACUUCAACCAGAAGUGUGAAUGGAGGUUUUAGCAAUGCCAUACCUCUAAACAGAAGGCUUUCCCUGGGCCUUCAGCAAUUGGGACCAAACAGCAUAAACUCAGGCACUCAAGGCAUAUCCUUUAUAAAGGAAGGUAAGAAGGCACGGGGACAAAAGAUGUUUGCUCGACCUGGCCUUGUUUCUCACCUUAGAGAUGAAACAGCUUCAGUGGUAUCAACAUUUUCCGGCCCACAAUCUCCUUGA
Molecule: messenger RNA, 1497 nt
Organism: Prunus armeniaca (apricot)
Lineage: Eukaryota; Viridiplantae; Streptophyta; Magnoliopsida; Rosales; Rosaceae
Source: the annotation of a GenBank genome assembly